Molecule: messenger RNA, 1560 nt
Organism: Juglans microcarpa x Juglans regia
Lineage: Eukaryota; Viridiplantae; Streptophyta; Magnoliopsida; Fagales; Juglandaceae
Product: CCR4-NOT transcription complex subunit 9-like
Exons: 9
Coding region: 173-1300 (375 amino acids)
Biological process (GO): mRNA catabolic process; negative regulation of translation
Cellular component (GO): P-body; CCR4-NOT core complex; CCR4-NOT complex
Source: RefSeq, a predicted model, not a curated record
AAAACCUCACUUCCAAAGGCCUCCAUCGUCGUCCGUAGUACACAGUACGAGUCCCGAGUCCAAACGUUUCUUUUCCCACUACGUAUCGCAGCUCUGAAAAAGAGCUACAAGCAGGCACACACCCAGAGAUAAAAAGGUGUAAAUUCUUUCAAGAUUUUCAAUUGGGAUAUCAAUGGCAAACCUUCCAGAAUCGCUGUUUUCCUCAGAUCCCAGACCAUCAUCGUCAUCGUUCGGAGCGGGUCCUAGCACGUCCGGAGCCAACACUUACAAAGCUUCUGAUCAUGAUCAAGGUGACCCCUCAAGAGCCAAAAUAUUGCAUUCGAUUCUUGACCUUAAUGAUUAUCGUACUCGAGAGCGCGCUCUUUACCUCCUAGACAAGGACAUUGAUGACCCAAGCACUUUUAUAAACAGAAAUUUAAUUACUCAAAAGCCAUCAAAUUUUCGAAGAACUUUUCAACUAUUCAACGUCAGUUUAUGCAGUAAGCUGAAACUUAGGAUUUUGGCCGAUUGCCAUCUCUAUAAUUACCUUCUUUUUGUUUUUUCUCAGAGUAGGGGAUCAAUUCGUGAAGAUUUACCUCUAUUGUUAUGGAAUUCUUUCGGUACGAUAUACUCGCUCUUAAAGGAAAUACUCGACGUAUACCGCUUCAUAUCAGCCCAAAACCUAACACAAAGAGCAUCGAAUCGUGUAUGCUGUGCUCUUGCUCUAUUUCAGUGCGUAGCUUCUCACCGAGAUACAAGGAUGCGGUUUAUCAAGGCUAGAAUUCCAUCGUAUCUAUUCCCUCUACUUAACAUUGAGAACAGGGAAAGGCCUUAUGAACAUCUAAGGCUUACCAGCUUAGGUGUUAUCGGUUCCUUAGUGAAGGCUGGUGAUGCAGAAGCCGUUAGUUACCUUCUAGAAAACGAAAUAUUUAUUUAUUGCCUUCGCUGCAUGGAGGUGGGCGGUGAAUUGUCAAAAACAGUUGCCACAUAUAUUGUUCAAAGAAUUAUUAUAAACGAGGAGGGGUUGAGGUAUUGCUGUGCUUUUGCACAACGGUUUUAUACUUUGAGCCGUGCUUUGGGGAACAUGUUGGAAUGUCGUACUGCUGAGCUACCCGGAAAACGGCUUCUAAAAUAUAUCAUCUAUUGUUAUCUGAGGCUCUCACACAAUCCAAGGGCACGUGAUGGUUUGAGAACUUGCCUUCCCGCCAGCUUAAGAGAUCCCAACCUCAUCAACCUCCUCCGUGAUGACCCAACAACCGUCGGGUUUCUGCAACAAUUACUGUACAACGUCUCCAUGGGACACCAAUAUACUGUUAUAUAAGAGUUAUACGUAGGAGGCUAAACAGAACAAACACAACUCUGGAAUCCAUCAUUUCCCAGCACAAGUAAAAUUAGCAUGUAUUCUUGGUAGAAAAAGAGCGUUUUUGUACUUUUUUUUCUUAGCACUUGGAUGGAUGAAAAUGUCUUCCAAUAUUUGGUCUAGAUAGAUGCAUGUCAGUUUAUUGCCCUUGUUGUAAUUGGGCAUCCGACAAAAACGCCAUUCAAAUAUGUUCUUGACAUGCUUUUUAAGGUUGGCUUCUA